Messenger RNA from Nicotiana tabacum (common tobacco), 1152 nucleotides. RefSeq lists its product as uncharacterized. The record is from RefSeq and is a predicted model, not a curated record. Gene Ontology annotation, cellular component: endoplasmic reticulum membrane; endoplasmic reticulum. Gene Ontology annotation, biological process: endoplasmic reticulum to Golgi vesicle-mediated transport; intracellular protein transport. Lineage: Eukaryota; Viridiplantae; Streptophyta; Magnoliopsida; Solanales; Solanaceae.
UAAAUGAGGCUUCUCUUCUUUUUUAUCUUGGUGCACAUGCACUAAACGCUCGCCAACUGCUCAGACCCCAUCUCUCUCGAUCUGAAAAAGGAAAGAAAAAACAAAAUCCAGGAGAAUGAUCCAAGUGCUAUUCAGUGUGAUAUUCGCCGAAAUGGCGUUAAUCGUGUUGUUCGUAUUCAAGACGCCGUUGAGGAAGGUGGUAAUAAUGGGCCUGGAUCGUAUUAAGAGAGGCCGCGGCCCAAUUGUCGUCAAAACCAUCGGCGGAACCAUCUUCAUGGUCAUGCUGUCAACCAUCUACAGUGUGGUGUCGAUCCGCAAACGCUGGAUCGAUGAAGAUGGCAAUAUUACCCCUACUGAUCAGAUUCUUAUGGCUCAACAUCUUCUAGAAGCUUCUCUCAUGGGUUUUUCCCUAUUCCUUGCUCUGAUGGUUGACAGACUGCACCACUAUAUAAGAGAACUUCGUAUGAGGAGAAAGAGCAUGGAAGCUGUGAAUAAGCAAAACAGAGGCUUUGAGGAUGGGAAGAACGGAGCUUCUGACGAUAUGAAGUCUUUGGAGGAAGAGGCUAGUGCAUUGCGUUUAAAAAUAAAGAAGUUGGAGUUAUGUCUGGAGGAAAAGGCUAGAGAAACAAGCGAUGCAGAAGCCAAUUCAGUUGCUCUUAAAAAGCAAUCAGAAAACUUUCGUCUUGAAAAUGAUUACUUACUUGAGGAUAACCAGAAUCUCCGCGCUCAAUUGCAAGCACUGGAUCAGAGAUUGUCAUCUGAUAGCAAAAAGGAUUGAUAAGGAAUCUCGUCUCACAUGUCGUCCCUACUCAUCAUUGUGAAGUUGUCUAUUAUGAUUUUCUUUCAAUAGCUUAGAAUUAUUCGUGCUCAAAAUCCAUAUUUUUGUUAUAGGAAAUUAUGAGUUACCAUAAAUUUUUGUUAUUUCACUCCGGACUAGGCUCUAUGGAGGUCUUCAAAUAUUUGUCCUAAAAAGCUGCAUUGACGGAUGGAGUCUUUCCUCAUUUAGUUUACUAAGCCUUCUGAAAGUACAACUUGUCUAUAUCUGCUGUUCUUGCCAAAUUCAUCUGUCAAGACGGCUUUCUAAAAAGUACUUUGUAGUUUCAAUUUUGAUAUCCUAAUACUGUCUUGAAGUGCAAUUGAUUUUCAAGGAAA